AGAUUGACAGUUGUAUAAAAAAAAACGCGUUGUUUUGCUCUUGCUCUUUUCUAACCUUGAAAUGUAAUAGCAUAAAACAAAAUGUUUUUCACGUUUUGAUAUUGCAAUUUUAAUAAACGUAGCCUAGCCUUACUCUUGCCUUACUAAUUACAGUUGUUUUAUAAUAUUAAGAAAAAUGGAUGAGGCUGUAAAUAAUGAAAAGAUUAAGUUCAGUUCCAUUAAACAAAAUCCGAAAGCGUUACUAAAACUCGUGAAUACUUAUGUUAGAGUUCAACUUAUUAAGGAUUGCGCUUAUGUCGGUUUCGUGCACUCUAUUGACCCAGUAACAAACAGUAUUAUCCUGUCAGUACCUCAAGAUAAUGGACAUCAAACAAUAAUAGUUCCGGGCCAUGCUGUGCUUGACAUUACACAAGAAGAGUUAAUGGAUCACAUCAAACCUCCACAGAAGAAGGAAAACCAUGCAGACACACCAGAAGAAAUAUUAAAAAGAAAAGCAAAACUUAUUUCCUGGUUUAAAACUAAUUUACUGCCAGUUACAGAAAUAGAUGAUAAAAUAAUCAUAGGAAAUGUAACUCUAUUGAGGCCGUACAAGAUAACUGAUAUAAGUGCAGAUAACCCAAUUGUUGCUAUGCAAAUAAGAAAUGUUAUUAACAGCAUGCCUGCGAACUUUCAGCCAAAAUAACUAUUAUCAGUAAC
This is a messenger RNA of Spodoptera litura, 696 nucleotides long. RefSeq names its product gem-associated protein 6-like. The record is from RefSeq and is a predicted model, not a curated record. Lineage: Eukaryota; Metazoa; Arthropoda; Insecta; Lepidoptera; Noctuidae. Gene Ontology annotation, cellular component: SMN complex; nucleus. Gene Ontology annotation, biological process: spliceosomal complex assembly; spliceosomal snRNP assembly.